Messenger RNA from Neospora caninum, 5703 nucleotides. RefSeq lists its product as uncharacterized. The transcript is spliced from 2 exons. Gene Ontology annotation, molecular function: DNA-binding transcription factor activity. The record is from RefSeq and is a predicted model, not a curated record. NCBI's taxonomy places the organism in Eukaryota, Apicomplexa, Conoidasida, Eucoccidiorida, Sarcocystidae. The coding region runs from base 1 to 5703 and encodes 1900 amino acids. Gene Ontology annotation, biological process: regulation of DNA-templated transcription.
AUGGCCCUCCCCAGUAAUCAGCCGCUCUGUGGCGGUGACGCACUACCCGCGACCGCCACAUUGCAAAUCGCGAAAGAGGAGCCGCGUCUCGGCAUCCCCACCACUGCAUUGUCUACAGUGGUGACUCGCGGGAAUCCACUUUCUUUCAACGGUGCUGGCGCGGACGGAUCUUCUGGAGCGGCGGUGAAUGAAAAGAAUCGCACCACGAGUAUCGUCUCCGACAUUUCCACCGCGGCAGCCAGUUCGUGUGCGCCCUCGCGCAUGCCUUCCAUUUGUUCGAGUGCAAACUCCACUGUUCCCGCCGUGCUUGCCUCCAAAGGCAACGCCUCUGGUCCCUCCGCGGGUUAUGGUUUCGACGAGAAGACCAAGGCGGCACACUCAGGCCUUCUACCUUGUGGAACGCGGCGCGUCGCACCCGCACUGCCGCAAGGCAUUGAAGCGGAGACAGGCGCGAUCUCAGGCCAACUGAAGGGGUCCGACUUCUCUUUCGUCAGCUCUGCCUGUUCCUUCUCUGUGGAUGCCGCUCCACCUGAGGCGUCGUGCCCGUCCGAAUCGAAGUCCACGCGCACAGGCGCGGACGCUCAAUAUGAAGUGCAGGACAACGCGGCGGCGAGGGGAUACGACUUCCCUGCGCCUCGCCCCGAAAAGACAGGAGCGGAGGUUUCCGCUCGAAACGGUGCCGACAACCACGCACUUUGUCUCAGAAAGGCCACCGCCGCUUUAGCCCAAGGACCCAAGGGGCUAGAGUCGCCUACGAGUUGCCCCGCGUCUUCCCUCUCCACUACCAUCCCGGAUUAUUACUGCGGUGCGGAGGUGGGGUUUGGCGCUCAGGACGGUGGCGAGGCCCCGUACUUCUUCUCGAAGGCUGCCGACGUUGUCGGUGGUCAGGAAGCUCUUCCAGAUGACGGCGUGAAACAAUCCGGGUCUGCGGGCGGUCUUGUGAAGGCGUCGGCUGCUCAGUGCACUGACGCCGCGUCGGGGAACAGGCUGACAGUUCAGCUGUCCCCGUGCGCAGCGUCAGAGACGCCUCAGACUGAUGCAGACAACGCAUCGCUGGUUCAAGCAAACCGAGGGACGAGCUCCGGGAGCGAAGCAGAUCGAACCCUGGAAAUGAUGCUCAUGAUGCUCACACCCCUCGUCGCUCCAGGCUCCAAAGGCGCGUCUCAAGGUCUCGAAAGGAGUGCGAAUCCGCCGACUGCAUCCGAAGUGUCUUCUCUGAUUGCAAAGACCAUCAUGGUACCAUUUGCCGCGCCGGUGUCCGAGCGGGCGGCCAGUGGCGAUGCCGCGAGUUCGGCGCCAACUGCGGUUUCUUCGACUCAGCCCGAAAAGAGUUCGCCCGCCGCAAACGUCGCAGGCGUGGGUGGCUUCGGCCCCAGAAGGACAACAGAAACGUGCGCGGCGGACAGCGUUGCAUCCAGGGAUUCGAACGAGGAAGGCCGUCACGCAGGGAUCCCCUCGCGCGGACAUGUGUCGCACGCCUCACCAGUGGUGCCGCCAAACGGAUCCGACCCGGGUGCUCUCUCCCCCGGGCUGUCGAUACACUUGGAAGCCGCACGCGACGGAGAGAAGGCUGCCAGCAGCCCCCCUCACCGCCAGACCCGUGGAGGCUGGGUGGCGAGCAAGAACGGUGCGGGAUCAAGCGAAGGUUCCCCCUCCGUUCCUUCAGUUCCGUGGUCAGAUCCUCUUUCCUCGCCAAGCGUGGCUUCGUUGAGGUGCUUGGCUGUCUCCGCCAGUUCCUCAGCGUUGCCUUUGUCUCUGUCCUCGUCGCCCAAGUUCGCUGAACUGUUAUCUCCGCCUCUGUCCAAAGCGUCGAUCCGUCCUCCCAUUGCUCUCCCGCCUCCAGUGUCUUCCUUGGCGGAGCUCCCCGCUGUGGAGCCGCCAGAUGCCCCCUCCAGCGGUGCCUUUGAGGCAGAUGUUGCGGCUGCAGCGGACUCGGCGAAAGGAUCGAAUCCAGUCACGAUUCCCCAGCAGCUCCUCGUCGACCUCCAGCUGCUGCUCCUCCUCCUUUUCGAGCAUGUUUGCCAGCUCCUUCCGCCGCUCAAGCGUCAAGACGACGGCCAGUUCUAUGCCUGGCACGUUCAGCGACUCGCAGCCAAAGCACAGGCUACCCUUUUCCACUACGCGGACCUAAUGGCGCCGCUGUGCACCUCCAGUCUGUUUUCCCAGCCCCACUCGGGCAAAAGCACCACGGAUGUCGCGCCGUUUGACACGCCAGACGAACAGAAGGUCGACGCCUCGCCAGAGCCUCACCACGACAGCGGCUUCCCGCACGAGACGGCAACUGCAGCUCUGGAAGCGCUCGAGCUGUGUGCCCAGGGGCGCGGGAACGAGAAGAGUGCCGGGUGGUCCCUUCUCGCCCUGCUGCUGCUUCAAGGUCUUCCGCCCAAUGCGUCCAUCUUUCUCUCCGUGAGCAAGUGCCCAGUCGGGAGAUUUCUGAAAGUUGUAGGCGCCCUCGAACGCGCCUACAGCCUCUACAAAAUGGUCCAAGGCAACGGCGCGGAGAGCAGCAGUACGCCUGGCGGCACGGAAACCACGGUGCCUGGGGGCGAGUCGCCUUUGGAGCAGUUGCCUGGAGUCGACUGCAGCGACGGCGUCUGGCAAGGGCGUGUCCAAGGCGGCCCGUGUUGCAAAACAGCCUGCGCGACGUCCAGUUCUCUUCUCGCGACUGCCCUCGCAGAACAGAAUGGUUCGCCGGAGGCGAGUCACUCGAGCUUCUCUCCGCCUGGCAGAUCGGUCGCUGGACACGUCUGUGGCGUUCCCGACUCUGAAGCCGCGCCUCUCGCGGGGAUCCCGAGUUCGGCGUUUGCCUUUGAGGGCGCGGAGUUUCUCGCACCGGCUCACGCGGGGAGCGGGAACGGCGAGAUCCAGACGGAGCUCUCGGUCCCCGAGACGGCACCCAGAAAGGGUGACUUCACCCCGCGACUGAGUACUGAGAGGAAACUGGGCACUCCGACGGCAGAUCGCCCAGGCGAGGCGACGACCGACUCGGCGCCGCAAAGUUCUUGCACAGCUGGAGGCCUUACGAGGGAAACCGGAGCCGCUUCACAGUUGGUCAGCGGUGCAGAGGCGGUCGGUGGCGAAGAGGAGGCUCUCGCGACACUCUUGGAGCGGCAGCCUCUUCUUCAGUCGGAUUUCGCCUCGGAGCUCUUCCCCGGAGUCGCCCUGAAGGGCACCAAAGAGGACUUCUGCCCGAACGCUGCGUCGUGGCAAGCGGCUCUCGCGUCGGCCUUCAGCUCGCCGCUGUGUCGCCCCGCCAGCGGGGCCAGUCAUCUCGGCAGAAGCUUCUCUCUGCCUGCCGAUGCGUGCGCGCCGGCAUGUGGAGUGGCGGGGACGGACUCGACUGACCGUUUUUGUCGUGACGGACAGGCCAGGGAGGCCGCCGGAGGCUGCCUGUCUCUCGCUGGUCAGUCUCGCGCCAGCAAGAGGAGCCUGAAAGAUCCGAGCGGUCCCGGAGACGCUGUUCAGUUUGGAGGCGCCGCGACGACGGUUCAGCCGAGUGCCGCCAAGAAGGGAGGGUUCGGUUCUGGAAGCGGAUCUCGCAAGAGCCAGAAGAAGCAAGGCGCGGCGACAAACGGCACGGGCGUCGUCUCGCCCGCGUCGUCUCAGCAGGCGCAGGACAUGCGUUGGUGCACGUCGGGCAGCGCAGGAAGCGCCUCCAGUUUCGAGACUUCUUCGCCGGAUGCGCCUUCUCGCCUGACAUCGUGCGGCGAUCUGUACCUCUCUGCAAGUGUGAACAAGCGCCGGCACCCGAGCGUCCAGGCCGAGAUUUUGAAGAACUGCUGUACCGAGACUCUGGCUGAGCGCGGGACCCGGCUUCUGGAUGAAGUUCUUCAGAAACUGCAGCACGGUGGGCUCCAGGCCUCACCGAAUUCGGGGACGGGCGUGAAAGAAGAGCGUGGCGCAGCUGUCUCUGGGGGCGACGGCGACCGCCGAACGAGCGAAAGCAGCCGAACCAGCAGCCUCCACGAGGAGGAGACGAACACGAGCAGUCGCCGCAGCCGGAAGAGUGCCGGCGAACUCGCACUGUUGGCGACUGCGUGCAUGCAGCCUGGCCAGGCACCCAAUGGGGGCGAGUUUUUGAGUGGAGACGCGGCUGCCCCAGGCUGGUGGUUAGCGGACGGCGCUCGCGAACCCCCUACAAAGUGCAGACGGACCCUGGCAGGCGGCCGCACUUGCGCAGAAACUCCGGGGAGCGCCAGCUGUGAAGAGCAGCUUCUCACGUUGCUGCGAAACGCAACCCCCACGUGUGCCAAGGGCGACCUUGCUCUCGGCGUCGCGCUGUCUCCAGGAAAGGACGACUGCAGCGCCGCCGCGGAGAGCGGCAGGCUCGGGGGAGCGGCUGCGGUGUCGGACUUGAUAAAGAAAGCAACUCUGGGAACCCAGGCUGGAGCAGACGUCGACUUCCCGUCCACUUUUGCAAAGGCGUCGGGAAGAGACGCCGAGUGUAAAAAGGCCGCACAGUUCACAGGACCGCUCUCAGGAGAGCAGCGGGCUCUCCUGUCGCUGGGUCAGGCUUCCACAAAAGCCUUCGUGCCCGAAAACUGCGCAGAAGCUGCGGCGAGCGGCAUGGAGGGAAGGAAGAAGCGAGGAUCUGCGUCGUCCUUUGUUCCCGAGCAGGCAGCGGCGCCUGGAUCGAAGACGAGCGGUCAACUGCCUGGUUUGCUGCUAGGUCGCGGGGCGCCGGGUGCGUUCGGGAACUCCGUUGGAGCGAUGAAGGGCGAAAAUGGAAGAACCCCCAACAGGAUGCCGGGGACGAAGGCGGAAGCGUCUCCAGCAGGCGCAGCUGCUGCCAUGGCUGCGGGCCAGGACGAAACCAUGCGCGGCGUCUUCUUCAACCGUUCGCUCAAUCGCUGGGUCUGCACGUGGUCGCGGAAUGGCAAGGAGUAUCAGCGGAGUUGGUCAGCCGGGAAGUACGGCUACGAGGCAGCGCGUCAGCUGGCUCGCCAGUGCAGACUGGAGAAGUUGCUGAGUGGCGAAGCGCAUACGCUUCAAAAGGGAAUGGCGGCAGUGUUCAAGGCCCCCGUCGGGAAUGCCUUCCCCUCGACGCCCAACGUUUUGCCGUCCCAGCACGGAUCGCAGUCUCCGGCGAAGGAGACUGGAGAACGACAAGCGCCGCAGCAGGCCAGGCAUCACGACGCAGUGCCGCCGGCGGUGCUGGCGGAGCAGGCACGGCAGGUGGAUCGGUCUGGAGGCGCCAGCAGAGCCGCUGCAGCGCCUGCGGAGAUCCCUUUCGAGAGCAGCGGAGACCGGGCUUCAAACCAAAACACGGACGUUCUCUCCCUGGACAGAUGCUGUCGACUAUUACUCGAGCAAGAGCUUGCAGUCGCGUUGGGCGAUGUCCGCGCUCUCUGUGCCGAAGCCGGCGUGGCGAAGGGGACCGACGAGCGGAAGUCUAAGAAGGGUAACGACCGGUGCGAUAAGAGUCUUUUGCAGUCGCUGAUGUCCAUGCAGUCGGAUGGGUUGGGCGUCGCUAGGAAGAACAGUCCAGGGAAGAAGAACGCGCCGGCGACGGGCAGAAGCGACUUUGGUCAAAUGGUCAUGCUGAUGAAUGCAUGCGUCGAGCGCGACCAUCCGUGUUUUGAGGUGUCGAGAGGAAGCAGCAGCAGCAGCAGCUUUCCAAGUGGCGCACCCGGAGACUACACCUUCUCUGGGACGUUGGCAGAGACCCAGGCUGAGCAAGUUUGCUUUCACGAUUUGGCGUAG